Messenger RNA from Diabrotica virgifera virgifera (western corn rootworm), 1940 nucleotides. Its product is annotated as putative fatty acyl-CoA reductase CG8306. The transcript is spliced from 8 exons. Gene Ontology annotation, cellular component: peroxisome. Gene Ontology annotation, molecular function: alcohol-forming very long-chain fatty acyl-CoA reductase (NADP+) activity. The record is from RefSeq and is a predicted model, not a curated record. Gene Ontology annotation, biological process: long-chain fatty-acyl-CoA metabolic process. Bases 276 to 1817 code for a protein of 513 amino acids. Lineage: Eukaryota; Metazoa; Arthropoda; Insecta; Coleoptera; Chrysomelidae.
ACCCUCGACACUCUCGUCGACACUUGACUUGACUGCGACUCUCGACUUGUUUUGUUCACUGUUUUGUUGAUAUUAAUUACUUGCUUGUAGAAGAAAUAGUGGUGGAAAGUUGAACAUAUUCCUUUUUUAUAUUGUUUUAAUUACUUUUUGUCAUUUGUAUGUUUACUUAACUCUGUUAAAGACUAAAUAAAAACUUUCGUUUCACGGAAAAAUUGGAUAUCGACAUUUGUAUCCAAAGAUAACCUUAUUCUUGUGCGGUGUAAUUUUGGAAAACCAUGGCUUCAUCUUCUGUGGGAGUUAAAGAUUUUUAUAAGAACAAAAAUAUAUUUAUAACUGGUGGUACUGGAUUUGUUGGUGUCACCCUUCUGGAAAAGAUAUUAAGAUCCAUUCCCGAUCAUGGAGAAAUUUUCCUCCUGAUGAGACCUAAGAAAGGAAAAGAAAUUUCCGAGAGACUAAAUGAGAUUAAAAAGAAUUCCGUCUUUGAAACUUUGUUGAAAGACAAGGACGUUGAACAGGUAUUUGCUAAAGUCAAAGCAAUCGCUGGUGAUGUUGGUGAAGAUAAAUUAGGAAUUUCAGACUCAGAUUGGCAACUGUUAACUGAGAAAAUAAACGUAAUUUUCCACUCAGCAGCAACUUUAGAUUUUGGAGAUACCCUUGAUACUACAGUAAAUAUUAACCUACUGGGAACACGAAGAGUUACUGAGUUGGCCAAAGCAUGUAGAAACUUAGCAGUUUUCGUCCAUGUAAGCAGUGCUUACGUCAAUUCAUACAAACUUCAUGCUGAUGAGAUUAUUUAUCCACUACCUAGAGAUGCCGAUGAAUUAAUAGCUACCGUUAAAAAACUCAGUAAAGAGGAGUUACUGAAAGAAACACCUGCACUCUUAGGAGACCACCCAAAUACAUACACAAUUACAAAACAUAUGGCUGAACAUGAAAUUCAAAAAUGUGAAAGUUUGUUUCCUUGUACCAUUGUUCGACCAAGUAUGAUAAUUGGAUGUUGGAAGGAACCUGUUCCUGGAUGGACAAUAAGCAAAAAUGGACCACAAGGUUUCUUAAUGGGUGCCGCAAAAGGAGUCAUCAGAAGGUUGCCAGUUGCAACAAAUUUAGUGUAUGAUUACAUUCCUGUCGAUAUAGUAGUUAACAGUCUUAUUGUUGCAGGCGCUCAUGCUGGUCAUACCAAAACAUCAAAGGUGGAAGUCUACCAUGCAACAUCCAGUACACGGGAACCCUUCCGUUGGUCGUCCGUAGAAAACAAAAUCACGGAGUAUCUCCACAAAUACCCUCUUAAAUCUGCAGUUUGGUAUCCACAUUUGAAGUUUUUACCUACAAUUACAUGGUACAAAGUUUCUGCGUUUUUCGUUCAUUUCUUCCCUGCCAUUUUAUUAGAUACUGUGACAAGAUUAACGGGCGGUCGUCCUAUUUUAAUGAAGUUACACAGAAACGUCAAUAAUUCAUUAGGCAUGCUAUCUAAAUUCAUAUUUACUGAAUGGACAUUCCCAGCUGUGAAAACCGUUGAAUUACAAAAUUGGUUAACAAAAAGUGAUCAGCAAGAAUUCAAUGUUGAUUUGCAAGGACUCUGCUGGCCAGAAUAUUUUGUCGAUUUAACACUAGGAGCUAGGGUUUAUUUGAACAAGGACCCUAGGAAAACCUUGGACGCUGCGAGAUCAAAAGAUAAAGUAUUGUUGGUUAUCCACAUCUUAUGGCACCUUAUGAUAUUUUCACUUUUGUGGUACAUCUUCGCCAGCAUUACAGGAAUGACAAUGUCUGCUUCAAUUUUCAUCGUGCCUCUUCUCCACAUUUUGUUUCAAAUGUUGUAGUUUAGUUUUUUAGAAUUUAUUGUUUCACAGUAUUUUUAACCAAAAAAAUGUCUCGUAUUAUAACAAGAUCUGGAUUAAUUGUGGUUUUUAAUAAAAUUUAAUAAAGAUAUACCUAAAAUUUAA